Mesorhabditis spiculigera is the source of this 1170-nucleotide messenger RNA. The record is from the annotation of a GenBank genome assembly. NCBI's taxonomy places the organism in Eukaryota, Metazoa, Nematoda, Chromadorea, Rhabditida, Rhabditidae.
AUGCCCCGCCAGAUAGAGCGGGAGCGCUAUGCCUCGGAAAGAAGAAACGCCAGCUUUCAAGCUCCCCAUUUUAACAGUGCGUCUUCAUCUGCGGCAGCAUACCAGCAGCGCAGUGAGCAAAUGAUCCAACCGGCUGUCAUACCGAGCACUACCAACAAUCAAGGCUAUAGCUAUUUAUCGCCGAAUUGGCUUCAGGAGGUGCGAGGGAGGGCACAUACGUCCAACCACUCGGCACCUCGGGCUCCUCCACAUAGAGCAUAUCAACCAGCACCACCAGCACCAAACCCAGCGAUGUCCCGGCUAGACCGAGAAGAAGCGUACCUUGUUGAUAGAAUUUCGGCGAUCCAAGAAGAAAUUGAUCGCAUUGAAGGGAGUAAGAAACCGCAGCAUUCUCAAACUCAACGUCCCUACUUUACUCCUUCACCAAUACAAUCGAGCCCAGUUGACGAGGCCGUAGCAAGAAAGUUGCGGGAAAUCGACCGCAAGCUGGAAGAAGUUAAUCAAAUGGAGCGCAACUUAAUUGCGAGAGAGCAGGAUAAUCGGUUGCGUGCCGCACACUUUGGUUCAAUGGAAAUGGACGAAAGCUUUGUUCGAAACAGUCGAUCUGGAAUUUCUUCACGUAUAGACUUUCGAGGGCCGAUGCCGCGCGAACGAAUGGCUCAAUCAGAUGGACGAAGAGACCAUGGUCGUGUUAUGGACCAAAUGGAGUUCCAUGUAUCACGUUCUCGGCCUAUACCUCGUUUGAUGGAGUUGUUCGUCGAAGCACCGAACGCUGAAAAGUCGGCGCGGAAUGCUCAUCGCCGGCGGAGCAACAGGCCCAUCGACUCACCGCCGCAGAAGAGAUCAAGGCCCACGCUUGGACAUUCAAAAAGGAAGACUCCAACUGUAUCCAAAAUUGUUAGGCCAAAAAGAGCUCCAGUUCCUACCAGCGAUCAUCUAUCGGGUUCGGAUGCGGAGAUUGAUUUUUCAAUCUUGGACGAUGAGCUCUUGGAAAUUAGUGAUAGCGAAGAAACUGGUCGGGAAGAAAGGAUACCUCCUAGUGUUAAAUUGGCUCAAAAACAAGUGGAAAAAUGGAAAGAAGAAGAGGCGGAUGAUCCCAAGGAAGUCCUCCGAACUUUAGGAGAAGGACUGACUUACGAGCCAAUAUCAUCAGACAGCGAGGAAGAAUUA